AAACACGCGUCAUUUCCUGCCAAAGUAACGCGGGUUCUUGCUAACACGCAGAGAGUUUGAGAUGAGCAGAAUAAAUGUAUUAAUUCCUCAUUAAUAACGGAAUUACCUACAUAUUUCUUUGUUAUUGUUGUUGACGACCCGAGGGGGAAUCUUAGUGAAGAUGGGAGACGAUCCGGACUCGAUUCCAGAGAGAGAGAUGAAGGACUUCCAGUUCCGGCAGAUGAAGAAGAUCCGCGUGUUCGAGGCGAGUGCGGAUCUGCCGAAGCAGCGCUCCAGUCUUCUGUCCGUCUCCAAUAAAUACGGGCUGACGUUCGCUGGCCGGGACCGGGCGCUCAAGGUGUUCUGGACCAGAGACGUCAUCGCCGCGGGGCGCCAGGAGGGAAACCCCAACAACACCGUGGAGUGCCCGAGCGCCGCGACGGUGACCGUUGCCGUGGCGAUGCAUCACAUAGCCCUGAGCAGCGACGAGCUCACGCUGUGUGUGUGUGGAGCGAGCGGAGCCUCUGACCUCACGCUGGACUUCUACGACGUGCGCUCCUUCCUCAAAAAGGACCGACAGGAGAAGCGUCCCUUCACCUCCUUCAGGCCCCCGUCCUCUGGAGACUCGCUGGUCCAGGAUCUGAAGUGGAGUCCGGUGGACCCGACCCGUCUGGCCGUGUGUGUGUCGGACGGCAGCAUGAUGGUGCUGGACGUGCAGGACUCCGUCAGUGUGUUCGCUCAACUCCCUGCCUCCGUGGGAAUCACCUCCAUUUGCUGGAGUCCCAAAGGAAAGCAAGUGUCUGCUGGGAAACAGGACGCCACAGUGGUUCAGUUCACUCCUACCUUACAGGCCAAAAAGGUGAUCCCGUGUCCCAGCUUCUACAGCCAGGAUCAUCCCGUCAAAGUGCUGGAUGUGUUGUGGCUGAGCACGUUUACCUUCGCGGUGGCGUACGCGGCGGCUGACGGCUCUCUGGAGACGCCCCCUGAGCUCGUGGUGGUGUCGUUACCCAAAAAGGACGAGAAGAGAGGCGAGCGCUAUCUGAACUUCAACGAUCUGGUGUACGGCACGUGCACUGAGAGGCAACAUCACUACUACCUGUGCCACAUCGAGGACUGGGAUCUGGUGCUGGCCGCGUCCGCCGCUGCUAUUGAAGUUAGCAUCAUCGCCAAACAAGAGGACAAGGUGAACUGGGAGCUGUGGUUGCUGGAAGAUGCCAGUCGAGCGGAGCUUCCCGUCACCGAGAACAAUGAGGACACACUUCCUGUGGGCGUGGCCAUCGACUACACCAGCCAGGAGGACAUACAGCUGUCGGAUGAGAAGCGCCUGCCUCCGGCGCCGACGCUGAUGCUGCUGUCUACAGACGGACUUCUGUGUCCGUUCUCGUUACUGAACCUCAACGCCGGGGCCAAACAGCUGAGCGUUCCUGCGGCCCCACUGCCCGAGGACGGAGAGAGAGCGCCCGCCGCCCAGUCGACCUCCUCUGCUGCUCCCGUUUCUGCACCGUCCUCAAUCUUCCUAUCGUUCUCCGCACCUCCUGGCACAGCCCCGCCCCCAGCCUUCACAGCCCCGCCCGCAGCCACAUCAUCCUUCACAGCACCUCCCCCAGCAUUUACAGCCCCAGCCUCAUCAUCCUUCACAGCCCCGCCCCCAGCAGCCUCAUCAUCGUUCGGAGCUCCGCCCCCAGCCUCAUCAUCGUUCACAACCCCGCCCACAGCAGCCUCAUCUUUCGGAGCCCCACCUCCAGCAGCCUCAUCAUCUAUCGGAGCCCCGCCCCCAGCGUUCACAGCCCCGCCCCAAGCAGGCUCAUCAUCUUUUGGAGCCCCGCCCUCAUCAGGCUCAUCUUUCACAGCCCCGCCCCCCGCAGCCUCAUCAUCUUUCACAGCCCCGCCCUCAGCCUCCUCAGCUCCGCCCCCUUAUCCGUCCUCCUCAGGUUUCUCGUUCUCUCUUCCUCCUGUGGGAUCCGCCGCUCCCUCGAGCUUCUCUCUCGGCUCCGCCUCGACUGGCUUCUCCUUUACCGCUCCCAAACCCUCCUCUGACGCUUCUGCCUUCUCCUUCUCUUCCUCUGCUGCUCCUCAGCAUCCUCCUGCUGUUUCUCCCAUCAUCAGCGGCCCCAAAGCCCCGGCGGAGCCUGCAACGCCUGCCGUCAGGAUGAACCUCACCGACAGGUUUUCGGCGGUGGAAACCGUGACACCGGUCCCGACUCCUACCCAGCCGUUCUCUUUGACCUCGACUCCCAAACCGGCAGCCGCGGAGGUCAUCGGUCCGACGGGACCCCCGCCCAAACCAACCGUUCCUGCAGUGUCACGCAGCGCCGCUCUGCAUAAGCCCGCCUCAGUCGCCACCCCUGCGUCAGCACAGGUGGUGUCUGUGAAAGCCCAGGAGAGGACGCUUCAGCAGAAGGAGUCGGACCCCGUCAUGACAGGAAUUAUGGAGGAGAUCGCUCACUUCCAGAAGGAGCUGGACGAUCUGAAGACCCGCUGCAGGAAUGCUGAUUUCCGGGUGGGAAGCAAAGACGACAUGAGAGACCUGAGGAAAGACUCGGAGAACUUCCACGCCUUCACUCUGGAGAUCAAGGAAACCACGGAGUCUCUUCACGGGGACAUUAGCGCGCUAAAGACUAGCCUGCUGGAGGGUUUCGCUGGAGCCGAGGAGGCGCGAGCUCAAAGUGAACUCAACCGAGACAAAGACUAUCUCCAGCUCCUCUACAAGAAACCCCUGGACCCGCGGCGAGAUGAGCAGCUCAAGGAGAUCCGCCGCUUGUACCAGUACGUAAAGUUCGCCAUGGAGGACGUGAAUGGCGUUUUAGACGUGGAGUGGGAGAUGCACUUGGAGAAGAAGAAGAAGCAGAGGCACAUGAUCGUCCCCGAGAGAGAGGCUCUGUUUGCAGCGCUGGCCAAUAACCUGGACAUCAUCAACCAGCAGAAGACGGUUCUGGAGCGUCUGUCAGGUGACCUGCACAAGCUGAGACUCUACAGAGGAACGUCAGCGUGGAGCUUCGCCAGCCGAACGCCCUCCACACCCUCAGAACAGAGUCUGGACCGCGAGCUGGAGAGUUUGAAGGAAGCUCUUCUGAAGGCCAGUCUGGAGACGGCACCCAAAGCUCAAGACAAAUCCCCGUCUAAAAUGACCCCAGCCAAGCAGUCUCAGCUGAGGAACUUCCUGUCGAAGAGACAGACUCCACCGGUUCGAUCCACGGCUCCUGCCAACCUGUCGCGGUCCGCGUUCCUGUGUCCUCAGUUCUUCGAGGAUCUGGACGAGGUGAGCUCGAGCUCGUCUCUGUCUCAGGUUCCGGAGCCCGAGGACUCGCUGGCGCUGGCCGAGGACGGGGACGAGCCGGUUCUGAUGCCCAGCGUCCCGAGACACCCGACCGUGGUCCGAACGCCCUCCAUACAGCCGGGCUUCAGUGCCAGUCCCUUCAGCAGAGUCCCGAUCAUCAGCCCCGCCCCGAAGAUAAACUUGGACAGUGCCGAUAGCACGGCGCUAGCCACAAAAACAGUGAAGCACGGAGCCCCGCCCACAGAGAAGGCCACGCCCACCUCAGUCCCCGCCCCUCAGGCUGCUGGAAGAGCCGCCCUCAGUAGACACAUGACCAGCCAGAAACCCGGAGCGUGUCUGACCGAGUCCACGCUGAAGACGGUUCCUCAGGUGGUGAACGUUCAGGAGCUGAAGGAUAAAGGUCCACACACACCCGUGUCCACCGUCAUCAGUGCUUCUGUUCCAGCACCGGCGGCUCAGGUGGUUCAGCAGGUCCUGGCUACGGUGGAGGCCAAUAAAAGUUCCUUUCAAGCCGCGUUAAAUGUCCAGUCGCCGGCCCAGGUCACGUCCUCCAGCUUUGUGUUCGGCGGAGCAGCAAAACCCGAUGCAGGGGCGUCUUCAUCCGUCAGUGAGAAGAGCUCGAAGGCCUUCUCGUUUUCUGGAGCGUCAUCAGGGUUCAGUUUCGCAUCUCCAUCCCCCGACACCAACAGCACUCAAGCGAAGAGUUCUGGCCCGCCUGGCAAGUUCUCCUUCGCUAGCGGUGCCGGAUCAAAGAUGCCGUUUGGCCCCGGUGGAUCCGAGGAGCCUUUCUCCUUCACCCCGAAACUGGCUUCUCCCGCGCCGAGCGCGAGCUCCUCGACCCCGCCUCCAGAGACUCCUAAACCCCCUCCCGCUCCCAAAGCCCAAGGAGAAACUCUCGGCUGCUUCUCCGGCUUGCGCGUCGGCCAAAGCGAGGAGCUCAAGGAUGCCUCCAAACCCGCGCUCGGUUUCACCUUUGGAUCAGCCGGCAACGGAUCCGCAGGGUUCACGUUCGGUUCCCCGCAAAUCAAGCCCGCAGAAACUGGAAGUGCAACAGCCGAAGUAGAAAGCGCCACAACAGAAGCUGCGAAAACGAUUGCGCCACAAGCUCUCGCCACGCCCACACCCGCCGCUAAACCGCAAGAAGCAGCGGCUCCCGCAAUAAAACCAACUUUUACGAUUCCCUCGACGACUUUCUCAGCGGACGCCACAUCUUUCGGCAGUCUUCUCCGCGCACCUCUACAAGAGACAACUCUUCCGACAAACUCCCUCCCGACGACGGCGGCUACACCCGAGGUGGCUAAAGAAGAAGCUAAAGAACCGCCCAGUCCUAAACCGCUAGCUUUAAGCGCGCCAGUCGCAUCGGUCACUGAAGCCGCGGCUCCCAUCAUUACAGAAACCAUUACAGCAACUUCCAGCAAACCUCCGACUCCUCCAGCUCUGGACGUCCCGCCCGCACCGCCUCCAUCGGUUACUCCACCAUCCGACACGCCGACGGUUGUAUCCGAGCCUCCUUUAGCGGAACCGGUCGCUAAUCCCGCUGUUGAGACGAUUAGCAGCUCUUCCCAUGAGCCUCCAGCAACUUCAGCGUCUGACAAACCAGGCUCAAUCUUUGCCCCGCCGUCGGACGCGCAAACCGUCGGUUUCUCCCCAGUCGUCACUACUUCGGCUUCAUCCGCGCCAUCCACAGCCGUCACCACCAGCGCAGCUCCUACUUUCGGACAAUCACCCGCCGCUCCGAGUCCGAGCGCAGCGUUCGGAUCCACCGCGUUUGGCGCCACCUCGACCCCUGGCUUUGGCAAGCUUGCGUUCGGACAGAGUCCUGCUGGUUUCGGCCAGCCCGCCGCCUCCGGCUCUGCUAGCAGCUUCAGUUUUAGUGGGACGGCGUUUAGCGCUAGCCCUGGGUUUGGCACGCCGGCUACGACCUCCACCACCUCGACGGCCACCGGCGGAGGAGCAGGGAUGUUUGGAGCCGCUAGCGCUAACAGUGCUAGCUCCUUCUCCUUCGCAGGCGGCACCGGAACUGGACUCUUUUCCCAGAGCAGCGCUCCUGGUUUCGGGCAGCCCAGCGCAGGCUUCGGCCAGGGGUCCGUGUUCGGGAGCAACACCACCACCGCGUCCUCUGGGUUCGGUUUUGGGCAACCAUCAGGGUUCGGCAGCAGCACCUCCAGCUCGGCGGUGUUCGUACAGCAGCCCAGCGUCUUCGGACAGGCUCAGGCUCAGUCCGGCGCUGGUCUGUUCGGCUCGAGCGCGGGGAACACGUCCUCGGGGUCAGGGUUCUUCAGUGGUCUCGGAGGGAAACCCAGCGAAGACGCCGCCAACAAGAACCCGUUCGGAGCGCCGGCCGCGGGAGGAUUCGGCCAGCAGAUUAACACAGGUCCGGCUAACCUGUUUGGGAGCAGCGGAGCGAAGGCCUUCAGCUUCUCCAACAGCUCGUUCGGGGAACAGAAGCCCAGCGGGUCCUUCAGCGCCGGAGCCGGGUCUGUGUCGACUCAGGGCUUCGGCUCCUUCAGCACUCCCACCAAACCAGCUGGUUUCGGGAGCGCGCCGGUGUUCGGCAGUCCUCCUACGUUCGGUGGAUCUCCGGCGUUUGGGGCGUCGGCAGGCUUUGGCUCCGCCCCCUCCUUCAGCGCACCAAUGGGAUCCUCGGGAGGGAAGGUGUUCGGAGAGGGAACCACCGCCGCUAAUGUCGGGGGAUUCGGGUUCGCGUCUCCUCCUAAUGCGCCGUCGUUCGGCAGUCUAGCCAAUCCCAGCGCAGCGACUCCGUCGUUCGGGAGCCCGGCGGGAUUCGGCGCUCAGACCGGCGCGUUCCCCGGCUUCGGCUCGUCUGGAGGUUUUGGAGGCUUUGGGAACGCGAACACCAACCAACCGUCGGCUCAGACCUUCAACAGUUGGAGGAGUUGAUCCGCGGACUCUGACUUCCACCGACACGCUGAUGUCAUUUUAUAGUGUGUGUGUGUGUGUGUGUGUGUGUGUGUGUGUGUGUGUGUGUGAGUGAAUACGCCGUGAGGUUUGGUCAUCUUCACGUGUGUGUGUGUGUUCUGCUUUAAACUGCACUGUGAGAAAUAAACUCGAGCGCUGUGUACCGUA
Messenger RNA from Pimephales promelas (fathead minnow), 6343 nucleotides. NCBI's taxonomy places the organism in Eukaryota, Metazoa, Chordata, Actinopteri, Cypriniformes, Leuciscidae. The record is from RefSeq and is a predicted model, not a curated record.